GGGCCUGGAGCACGCAUGCGCAGCAGCGGCUGCGCGCUGCCCGGAUCGUGCGGGGCCCGAGCCUCUCCGCCGGCGCAGGCUCCCUCGCGCCAGCUCGCGGCCGCCGCCAUGUCGGCCGCCAUCGAACGGGAGUUUGAUGAGUUGGACGCUCACAAUCGCUGGCAGCAGCUGUACCUGGAAAUUCGCAGUGAGUCCCAUGACUAUCCUCAUAGAGUGGCCAAGUUUCCAGAAAACAGAAAUCGAAACAGAUACAGAGAUGUAAGCCCAUAUGAUCACAGUCGUGUUAAACUGCAAAAUGCUGAAAAUGAUUAUAUUAAUGCCAGCUUAGUUGACAUAGAAGAGGCGCAGAGGAGUUACAUCUUAACACAGGGUCCACUUCCUAAUACAGGUUGUCAUUUCUGGCUCAUGGUUUGGCAGCAAAAGACCAAAGCAGUUGUCAUGCUAAACCGAAUUGUGGAGAAAGAAUCGGUUAAAUGUGCACAGUACUGGCCAACAAAGGAUGACCGAGAGAUGCUGUUUAAGGAAACAGGCUUCAGUGUGAAGUUCCUGUCGGAAGACGUGAAGUCCUAUUAUACAGUCCAUCUGCUGCAGUUAGGAAACACCAAUAGUGGUGAAACCAGAACAAUAUCUCACUUUCAUUAUACUACCUGGCCAGAUUUCGGAGUCCCUGAAUCACCAGCUUCAUUUCUCAAUUUCUUAUUUAAAGUGCGAGAGUCUGGCUCUUUGAAUCCUGAACACGGGCCUGCGGUGAUCCACUGUAGUGCCGGCAUCGGGCGGUCAGGCACCUUUUCUCUGGUGGACACUUGUCUUGUUCUGAUGGAAAAAGGAGACAAUAUUAAUAUUAAACAACUGUUACUGAAUAUGAGAAAAUACCGAAUGGGGCUGAUUCAGACACCAGAUCAACUCAGAUUUUCAUACAUGACUAUAAUAGAAGGAGCAAAGUUUAUAAAGGGAGAUUCAAGUAUACAGAAACGGUGGAAAGAACUUUCUAAGGAAGAUGUAUGUCCUGUUUUUGAUCAUUCACCAACCAAAAUAAUGACUGAAAAACACAACGGAAACAGGAUAGGCCUAGAAGAAGAAAAACUGACAAGUGACAGGUAUACAGGACUGUCCUCUAAAAUGCAAGAUACUCUGGAGGAAAACAGCGAGAGUGCUCUGCGGAAGCGCCUUCGGGAGGACAGGAAAGCCAGCACAGCUCAGAAGGUGCAGCAGAUGAAGCAGAGGCUGAACGAGACCGAACGAAAAAGGAAAAGUUUUCCCAAUUUUAAAAAGAAAAAGAAACAAAAAUUUUCUCUAAAAGUAUCUUUGAAGGAAAAUUCUCCUUACUGGCGUAGUCAGUUCAUUGGUUUGGAUUUGAUUCCAUCUUUCCUUGUAUCUGUCUUCAAAGCACUGUUUCUGGGACAGCAGCACCCACAGCCCCUACAACAGCAGAUAAGUUAGAAAUGCCAGGUGUCCUCUUGUUCUGCUGAAUGUGGAUGAGUGAUGUCAUGUUGCAGAGUACUGCCCCGGCUAAGCAGUGACUCAGCCCGAGGGGCUUUUAGUUGGGUCGAGCGAUUGUCUUUAUCAGUAACAACCUGACAGUGAGAAUUCUCAAACGCCGUGACCGUCUCUGUGCAGUCCAGUGGCAGAAUGAAAAAUCCAAUCAUUGGUACUCUUUCUGUUUGGGUUUUAUAAUUUAGAGUGGAAUACGGGAAUUUUAGGAUUUAGGGAGGAUAUUACUUGCAGAGUCUACUUUAAUACUAUUGUCUGGUUUUCCAUCACAUGGUAUAUUGGGGGAGCUAUAAGGAGAAUGGAAUGGGAAUUUUUUUCUUUAUGGAGACCAUUUUUUAAAGAAAAGCAUCAAUUCUUUAUUGUUGCUCUAAUUUGGCAUAGAUUUUUUAGACAUAUGAUGAUGUUGAUAUUUCAGAUUACUACUAUAAAAAACCUGAAGUUAUUUUGAGUUUGGUGAAUUCGGCAUUUUCCCACUGGGUAAAUUGAUGUUGUCUGUAAGGCAGUGAGUGCCUUGCUCACCGCAGAGAAGUGUGUGGGACUCUUUUCAGUAAAGCAAGGAUGAGUGUCCGGUGGCAGGAACUACUUCGGUGUGGAGCCAGCCCCUGUCAAGACCUUUUAGUUGUUCUAAGGGGUAGUUCAUCCUUGCUGAGUGUGUCUUUAACACACUGCUGGGGAGGCAACACCUGCCGGUUCUGCCAGUCAGUAGAUACACCUCUCCAAGGUGCAUCCUGUUACCCGAUUUUCAGACGAGAAAACUGAGUCAAAGAAUAAGUAACUUGCCCAAGGUUGUACAUCUAGAUCAUGACAGAGCUGAGAUUUGAACUCCAGUCUGUAGAAUCCCAGUAACUCCAGGCCUCGCGCUUUCCCAUUAUGUCACACGCAACCUGUUUUUAUGGAAUAUUUAAAUGGAAAAGCAUUAGACAGCUACUGUUACCCAUUAAAAUCCAAAAUAACCCUCUUUUUAUUUUUUAAGUGAAACAAAUCAAAGUUUUCCCCUCCAAAAAAUUUUGUGGAACAGUUUGAACUACCACUGAGCCAGAGUAAUACUGGAACAUCAGAGCACUCUCUAAACCAAAACAUUAUUUCAUUCACUCUGACUGGAUCAGUUCCUUGGUUUUAACAAGGGGACUUCUGAAGGUGUGGGAAACACAUGCAUAUUUUGCAGCACUCAGGGUCAGUCAGAAGCUCCUUUCCUCACAUCAGCCACUUUGGUUCAGGCUUCUCAGGUCCCUGCAAGAAGCACCUGUGGCAGUUUCUGUGACCACAGGCACCUAACAAGAAUGCUUCCUUGGUGUCUGGACAUUUCUCUGUCAGUGCUGGAAAUGAGACACCAAGGAGCCAGCAGUCAGGAAGAAGCCAACUCGUAGUAUUGGGGGUUUUGACUAAAUGUUUUGGAUAAAUGUGUGGGUGUGGUUUAUAUCUCCUAUUUAUACACGUGGAGGCACAAUAAUGACAAGUAUUUAGAUCUGGGUUUUUUUUUUUUUGUCAGAGCAAGGGAAGUUGAGGGGAAAUACCAGUUACCACCUCAGAAGUUCAACUAUUUGCAAAUAUUGUGAAAUAACAUUAAAAACUCACCUGCCCUUAAAUUAGUUGUUAUUUCAUCUCUCUAUCACUUGUUUAAACUCUCAUUUAUCUUUACUUUUUGGCAUUAAAGUACAAUAAAUCUAUCAAUUAUUUUAUGUCUGUGUUUUCUUUUAAUACUUAAAUCAUGUCACUUCAGUUCUGUAUUUCUGUGAUCAUUAGUAUUACCCUUCAGGACAAAAAGCAUGCUGCUAACAGUCCAUGAGUUAAGGAUAUAAGCCAACUUUAUGUUCAUACAUUACAUUCAUAAUAUUUUUAGCAGUAUGAUACAGUGGAGGUCCAAAUUGGAUUAGACUUUUGCAUUGAAUUCCAAAGUAUUGGUAAGUCUAGCACAUACCAUAAAAUCUUGCUAAACUGUUGUGGGUACUUUUUUUUUUUUAACUGUCUAUCUGUCAGUAUAGCUCACAUGGAGGUCAUUUCUUGAGUAAUACAGGAUGACCUAAAAAAAUUCAUAGUUGUUAAUUCUUGUAAAAGAGUGAGAGUUACGGUGCUUUAACAUGAGUCUACCUCACACCACCAAUUCUGUUUGAAAAUCAAGCACAUAAGCAGUUUUACCAAGGUAACAGCAAAGCACUCAGUGUGAUUGAGUGUGAUGUGUUGGAAUGUUUUUUGGUUGCCUUUUUAGUUCAUUGUUAGUCCUUUUAUGUUUGUGUGUAUCUGUGUAUGUCUGUGUGUUUGGUAAAUAUGAAUUGAAUAGAUGACUUCUUAUUUUAUAUUUUAGGCCAAGAUUGACAGACACCUAAAUAUUCAUGACUUGAGAAUAUUCUGCAGCUAUAAAUUUUGAACCAUUGAUGUGCAAAGCAAGACCUGGAGCCCACUCCGGAAACUAAGUGAGGCUUGAUAAGCCUGUAGAUUGCCUCACAUUUGUCUGUUUACAAAGUAAACCUUACAUCCAGGGAACGAAGAGCACCACCAGCAGAAGACUUUGCAGAGCCCUUUCAUUUGAUGCAUUGUUAAGUUUUUUAAUGCGUGUGUGAAAUGUAGAGAGAUGUAAAAGAAAUAAAUUAGGAAAGACUACUUUGUAUUGUACUGCCAUUCCUACUGUAUUUUUAUACUUUUUGGCAGCAUUAAAUAUUUUUCUUAAAUAGA
Molecule: messenger RNA, 4161 nt
Organism: Globicephala melas (long-finned pilot whale)
Lineage: Eukaryota; Metazoa; Chordata; Mammalia; Artiodactyla; Delphinidae
Gene: PTPN2
Product: protein tyrosine phosphatase non-receptor type 2
Biological process (GO): peptidyl-tyrosine dephosphorylation; negative regulation of receptor signaling pathway via JAK-STAT; negative regulation of ERK1 and ERK2 cascade
Cellular component (GO): cytoplasm; nucleus
Molecular function (GO): protein kinase binding; non-membrane spanning protein tyrosine phosphatase activity
Source: RefSeq, a predicted model, not a curated record